UUUUACACAACUUUACUAACAUUUUACUAAUAAUUACACUGAAAAAUAAUUUUAGACAGUUGAUUAUUCUUCAGAUUAUUCACUGGGUUGUUUUAGUAAUUUUUUACCACACUUUUUAGUUUCUGUUUUCUCAUAUUUCACCCAAAUUUCAUUAUUUGUCUGAUAAAACAAUUUACUGUUAAUUUAACUAUUAAUUUAUAUCUGGAAGGCUCUAUACACACCCAAUUUACACCGAAUUUUACACCCAAUUUUACACCCCUUUCCACUGGAAUCCUCAACCAUUAUCCAACAUUCUCCCUUAAAUUAUAAUAAUUUAUUGGAAAUAAUUUAAUGUAAAAAUUUGAAAAUUAUUUAAUAAUUUGUUGAAAAAUUGUUGAGAAUUUAAUGUAAAAAUUGCUGAGAAUAUAUUGAGGAAUGGAGAAUCCGACGAAGGAGCCGAGGGGCGAUUCGGUGUACGAGAGUAACUUUUCAGAUCUUGACACUCUUUUGCCUCCUUCAGCCUUCCCUUCUAAGGCUGAAGCGCUUAGAAAAUACGUCUCGUUUCCGAACUUUUCCUGGAGACUUGUGGGCCUUUUCUUCGGCUGGUACUUGUUAAACGUGGCGUACGUUAUUGAGAACAAGGUAAUUUUAAACCUCAUACCUUUGCCCUGGACUCUAAGUUGUCUUCAACUUACCGUUGGCUGGCUGUUUGCGAUUCUGUUUUGGGCCACGGGGUUCCGGAACGCGCCCAGACUCAAGUCCUUUAAAGUAUUUUUAAAGGUGUUUUUACCUCAGGGACUUUGUCAUCUGUUUGUACACCUGGGCGCCGUAGUGUCCAUGGGCAUUGGCGCAGUUUCAUUUACACACGUUGUCAAGUCUGCCGAGCCCGUGGUGACUGCCCUCUUUUCCGCAUUAUUUCUGGAUGAUUUCCUUAACCUUUACGCGUAUGUGUCGUUGAUUCCUGUGGUUGUGGGAGUUGCCCUGGCAUCGGUUAAGGAAUUAAACUUCAGCUGGGUUGCAUUUUGGUUCGCAAUGCUCUCAAACGCUGGCAGCUCACUCCGUAGCGUUUUCGCAAAAUUGACCAUGAAAAAUAAAAAUGAACUGGGAACUAACUUGACCUCCUCUAACAUUUACAUGUUACUCACACUGACGGCUUCUGUAGGAUCAGUUUUCUUGGCGUUCCUGAGCGAGUCUGCCAAGUGGGUUCCAUACUGGACCACAGCCACUCUGAAGAUGACGGAUAAGGAGAAGUAUGUUCUAUUGCUCAGAGCAUUUUUCUCAUGUGUCUGCUACUUUCUGUGUAAUGAAAUGUCGUUCAUAUGUCUUGGAGAGGUGAACCAGGUUUCCCACGCAAUUGCAAAUACGCUUAAGCGGAUAGUGCUGAUUACCAGCUCGAUUGUGGCGUUCGGGUAUAAAAUUACCACUCUCGGGUACUUUGGAAUGACAAUCGCAAUCCUAGGCGCACUCGCUUACUCUAUUUUCAAAUAAUGUACUCACCAUUAUCA
Messenger RNA from Theileria parva strain Muguga, 1484 nucleotides. It is a transcript of the gene TPT, whose product is annotated as Triose-phosphate Transporter family protein. The record is from RefSeq and is a predicted model, not a curated record. The transcript has a single exon. Gene Ontology annotation, molecular function: antiporter activity. Gene Ontology annotation, cellular component: Golgi apparatus. Lineage: Eukaryota; Apicomplexa; Aconoidasida; Piroplasmida; Theileriidae. Bases 415 to 1467 code for a protein of 350 amino acids.